CAAUGGAGGGAAGUAACACCCAGAUAUGUACAUAUGGUUCUACACACACCUCCAGCCAGGUAUAAAACAAGCAGUAGGGAGGGUGAUCAUUACAUGCAUGUUAAGGCACAGUUAACAGGGUACUACAAACUAUCAACCAAUCAGAGUGAAAAUGCCAAAAUACAAGGUGACUGUGCACACACACAACAUCGCAACUGCCACCACGAUGAACAACAUCUUCAUCAAGCUGAUUGGUGAAAAAGGAGAGAGUAAGCGCACGUGGCUCACUAGCAUGAAGGGAGUCUUCUAUCAAGACACAGCGUCUCGUGAAUUCGACGUGGUGUGUCCCUCCUCCCUCGGCACGCUGGUGCUGAUAGAGCUGGACAAACAGCCCCUCCCACUCUUCCCCCAGGACGCCUGGUUCCCAUCCAAGGUUGUCGUGACGACGCCAGAGGGAGACACAUGCCAGUUCCCCAUCUACCGUUGGAUUAUGGACAAGGAAGUGCACCUGUUCAGAGAGGGCACAGCUAAAAGGUUCUGUGAUGAAACUAAUCAUCUUGCCAGGUACAGCAGGGAACUAGAGAUGAAGACGAGAACUGAGCUGUACCGCUGGGAUACCUACAAGGAGGGUCUCCCCGGCAGCAUGAAGGCAGACAACCCUCUGGAUCUUCCCAGCGAGAUCCAAUUCUCAUUCACCAAGGCCACCCAGUUCCUCUUCACCGCCGCCACCGGGAUCACUGAGCUGAAACUGAAGGGGUAUUCUGACAGCAAGAAGAGCUGGAAAAACAUUGAUGAAAUCAGCAAAGUCUUCUGCUGCAAUAGAACUGUCAUCUCAGACUACGCACAGGAGCACUGGAAGGAAGACAAGUUUUUCGGGUACCAGUAUCUGAACGGCUGCAACCCCAUGUUGAUCCGUCGCUGCUCGGAGUUGCCGGCAAAUUUCCCCGUCACAGCAGACAUGGUCAAGCCCUCUCUUCGUGGAUCGUCCAGCCUCCUAAGGGAAUUGCAGGUACUGUACAGUAUGUCAAAAUGGGACUCUUUGUUAAACGUUGUCUAAAUUAUUGCAGUACCA
Molecule: messenger RNA, 1051 nt
Organism: Oncorhynchus gorbuscha (pink salmon)
Lineage: Eukaryota; Metazoa; Chordata; Actinopteri; Salmoniformes; Salmonidae
Product: hydroperoxide isomerase ALOXE3-like
Exons: 7
Coding region: 152-1036 (294 amino acids)
Biological process (GO): linoleic acid metabolic process; lipid oxidation
Molecular function (GO): metal ion binding; oxidoreductase activity, acting on single donors with incorporation of molecular oxygen, incorporation of two atoms of oxygen; protein binding
Source: RefSeq, a predicted model, not a curated record